Molecule: messenger RNA, 1159 nt
Organism: Zychaea mexicana
Lineage: Eukaryota; Fungi; Mucoromycota; Mucoromycetes; Mucorales; Lichtheimiaceae
Exons: 2
Coding region: 70-1059 (329 amino acids)
Molecular function (GO): metal ion binding
Source: RefSeq, a predicted model, not a curated record
GUUUUUUUUUCUCUGCUUGGCCCCGCCUCCCCACCCCCCGUUUACCUUUAUCCGAACCCUUUUAUUUGUAUGCAGUCUCCAAAGAACAUAACUGGCAAGCGGAAAAGACUGGGCACUGACACCACUUCCACCAGCAAUUGUAUCGCGAGUGCAGUAGACGAUAGACGACGAUCAAGUGCUGCUGCUAGUACCACUAGUGACAGCAGCACCAGUACUACUUUUACUAUUGACGACAACCACGAUCCCACCGCCCUUCGAAAACCGACGUGUUCCAUAUGCAUACAACCCUACAUUCGCCGCACAUUCCUACAACCAUGCUACCAUUCCUUUUGCUUCCAGUGCAUUCGUCAGUGGAUCAACAUUGUGCCCAACUGUCCGUUAUGCAAGCAACUGGUUGAUUCCCUGGUCUACAAUAUGGACGAAACAACAAAGACGUUUCAAGAAUACAGCCUGGCUGCGAACGCUGCUAGUGACAGUCCUCACGACCCUUCUCCUGAACCGCCGCCGACGACGCUUCAGGAUAGUGUUUUGCCGUUACGCCGUCAGAUGUAUCUUCAUCCUCGUUCUUUCAGUCGUGUCAUUUAUCCUCCUGUUCUAAAUCGAUUUGCUGGUGUGCAUUAUAUCACCCCAGAGCAUAUUCCCAAGGUUAGCACGUUUCUAGCACGCGAAAUACCAGCCAUCAUGGGUAAAACGUCCGAUACAUUCACCGAGCGGCAUAUCCAGGCUGUCCUGUUAACGCCCUAUGAAGCAAACAAGCAACAACAGCAACGCAAAUCCACAUCGACUAGGAGCAGCAGUAGUAGUACUAACAGCAGGUCGUUUUCUUUUUCCAAUACCAGAAGCAACGCUUCCACUGCUACUACUAGUAAUAGCAGCAGCCAGAUGAUGUCAAUGUAUGAUCCAAAUGUGAUCCAGGAGUUGGGAGAGUGGCUGACGAUCGGCGCCAAGGACGUGGAUGGGGCGAUUGUGGCGCGAAGGUUUAUCGAUGAGGUCAUGGCAUUCAUUAAGAGUGGCAUGGAUUAUUGGACCUAUGUCGCCACAGCAAAGUAUGAAGAAUAGAUAGCCACGAUUCUUUUUCUGUAAAUAUUAUAUACACUUUCUCUAACGCCCAGAGAAACUUGGACUGUACAUAAUGAUAAAAGUUUCUUUUCAGCGGUUA